Corticium candelabrum is the source of this 680-nucleotide messenger RNA. RefSeq names its product tetratricopeptide repeat protein 33-like. Lineage: Eukaryota; Metazoa; Porifera; Homoscleromorpha; Homosclerophorida; Plakinidae. The record is from RefSeq and is a predicted model, not a curated record. Bases 2 to 652 code for a protein of 216 amino acids. The transcript is spliced from 5 exons. Gene Ontology annotation, molecular function: protein binding.
GAUGACUACCGCCUCUUGCUCAAUGAAGUUUGGCUGGAAGCGGAAACUCAAUCAAUCUUUGGUUUCUGGAGUUGCAUUUCAAGGUGAUGCUCGCGAUGAAAAUGCGCUCGAUUUAUCCGAAAGCGUUCCUUGGCUGGAGGCAGCGAAACGAAGGAAAAUGCACCUUUUGGAAGACUGUGAAGCGAAGAGUAAUCGCUUGAAGGAAGAAGGAAACGUAUUAGCAGAGGAAGAAAGAUAUUGGGAAGCAAUCAAGAGAUGGGAUGAAGCUAUACAGUUGACUCCUGGUAAUGCUAUUCUGCACGAACUGAAGUCUCAGGCAUUGCUCAUUCUCAAUGAACUAUAUCCUGCAGUUCAAGCUGCUCAGAGAACUGUUGACUUGGAUCCACAGUGGGGAGUAGCAUAUCAGACAUUAGGAAGAGCCCAACUCGGAUUGGGUGAAAUUCGAAUGGCUAUACGUAGCUUCGAGAGGGCAGUACACUUAGACCCACUAAACACCGAGGUAUGGGAAGAGGAUCUACCAUGGGCUAGAGACCUGUUACAGAAGAAAACAGAAUUAGAAAAAAGGAAACAGGAAGGCGAGGCGACUCAAAAAUGCGAAUACAGUGGGCACCUAAUUGUUCCCCCCUCAUCUGUUGAGCACCACAAACCGUGAGAUCAAUCAGUGGCACGUUGAUGCCAAU